AUGCCAGAGGUCACUAUAGAAACUCCUAAAGGCCAGAAGAAUAAAACAGCAAAACUUGAAGAAGAAGACUUGUCUUUAGUUGCUUCUUUGAGCAAUAAGGAUCAAAUUUCAGAUGAACAAACAAAACAAACAACAUGUGAGAUGCCUACAUCCAAUCAUGAACUAAAAAACAAAAAUACUAUGAACAACUCCAUGGAGAAACUUGAAACAAUGAAUACAAAAGAUGUAAACAUCGUAAUGCAAAAUGAAACAACAUCAGACAUAGAGAUGUUAACAAGCAACAAUAAACAAGAAAGUCAAUUAGAACAUCAAAUAGAAUCAACUGAGAACAAGCCAAAUAUAGAACAUAAAAAUGUACCAGUGGACUCAUUUGCAAAUAAAGAGAACAAACAAGGUUUUACAGUAGUUUCCAGAAAAAAGCAUAGAAAUAAAAGCAGAAUCACAAUCCCAAAAGUGGGAAGAACUACAGUUCUAGAAACAUCUGCUUCCUAUACAAAAGCCAGAGGAUUGCAAUAG
Cetraspora pellucida is the source of this 516-nucleotide messenger RNA. Lineage: Eukaryota; Fungi; Glomeromycota; Glomeromycetes; Diversisporales; Gigasporaceae. The record is from the annotation of a GenBank genome assembly.